Molecule: messenger RNA, 3234 nt
Organism: Penaeus vannamei (Pacific white shrimp)
Lineage: Eukaryota; Metazoa; Arthropoda; Malacostraca; Decapoda; Penaeidae
Source: RefSeq, a predicted model, not a curated record
CGUCAUUGCCAUGAGACCUUCACGAGUAAGAUUAGUUUCCGUAUACAUCAGCGUAAACACACUGAGGAAGCUCGGAGAAGAGGCACUCUAGAUGGCGAAGAGCCACUUAGACCAGUUUUGCAGGAAAAGAAGCCACAGCCACGGAAAAUUCUAACACGGAAGAGGAGGAGCCCUUUGGGAGAGGUCCAGAACGACUUUUAACGCUGGCCUCAUCAGAUUGGUCAGACCAGCAGAAGGACAGUGUUCCCCAUGAUGAAAACAGACAGCAGCUCACUCGUAACACAGUAGUAGCUGUCAAAGCACUCCUGAAUGCAACAAAGGAAGAGAGAAGUAAAAGAGGAAAAUAUAUUAAAUAUACACCAGAAUUACGUGAUGAAAUAGCCCAGUAUGCGCUUACACAUGGAAAUCACGAAGCUACAGUCUAUUGGUCGCACAGACUUGGUGGUACAGUGAGUGAAAGUACAAUCAGAAACUUCAUUAAGACCUACAAAAGCUAUACUCCAGAAGUGAAAGAAGAAAUAGGAAAAUUUGCUUUUCAGUAUGGUGUAGAAGGAGCAUCAAGACAUUUUUCUGAGAAAUUAGGUCAUGAAGUUAGAAAAGGCAUUGUAAGAAAAUUUAAAAAGAAUUACUUAAAGAAAUUUCCGGAGAUGGAUGACAUAACUAGUGAUCUUCAGGUUGGUACCAGUGGAAGACGAGUGAAUUUAACCGGAACAUCUGCAAGGCAAAAGAGGUCAUUUUCUCUUCAAAUGAAAGAUGAGAUUGGAAGAUAUGCAACCCAGUUUGGUAUCACUGCUGCAAUACAACAUUAUUCUGAAAAACUUCAGUUCCCAGUGAAAGAGUCAACAGUGCGAAAAUUUAAAAAACAGUUUGUAGACCGUGGCAAUGUUAGUAAUACUGUUAGUGCUGGAAAUACUGGGGAAAACACAGGGGUUGUGGGUACAGGCACUGUUUUAACAGAUCAGCAGGCAGCAGCUCCUCAGACUAUUGAUGUCUUACACCCAUCCCUCUCUGUACUCAAUGCACCAGCUGUGUCAGGGACAGUAAAUGUAAGCACAGCUAAUAAUUUUGUAUACCAGCAUCCCUAUCACCUCAAUAUGACCCCAGGGCCACAAACGAAUACAGUACUUCCAAUGAACCAUAAUUCUUUAGCAUUCCAUCAAGGCAGUGUAAUCAACCAGGGUAUGACAGCUUCCCUUUCAUAUCAGCAACCAGGAACUGCUCCUGCUUCCUCUGUAAUUAUGAACCAGAGUUUCACUCAUCAAGCUCCAACAGGCUUCCAGCAGGGUUAUGUGGGUGGUUUUGCCCAAGGCGGAGGUACAGGUGGCUCUGUAACUCAUGGAGGGCAGAUAGCCCCCCUGGCUGUGACACAUACUAGUGUAGCUGCAACCAGCAUGGCACAUUCUCCAUUACCACUUACCAUGAGUGGGGCUCCAGCCACACAUUUGUCUCAACUAGCUCAUCACACAGUGGGUCCUCCCAUUAGCCAGGCCCACCUAACACAGGCGCCUGCAGUGCCACACACAGUUACUAAUGGAGGUCAGCAUCCCACCCAUCACCAGCUCAUAACAACAUCAUUCCAUCAACCCCUAAGUGGGUCAUUAAACUUUGAGGGAACUCUUCAUGCACAUACACAAGCUAGUUUAAACAAUGAACCCAUCAGCCUCAUGAAAGAAACACAUGACCAAGGUGCUGGAGUCAGCUUAGGAGGUCAAGGAGAUGACAGCCUUCAUGGAUCUGCUGCAGCUGAAGCUACUGCCACACAGCAGAGCUUAGCACACAUGGGUGAACAAGCAGCACCAUCAGAUGCUCCAGAUUCAAUUUUGGGUUUGGAGACUGAGGAUGAAUAUAGUGAUCCACCCACACCAAAGAAGAAGAAAUCGAGGAGUAGCAUUAAGGUGAAAAAGGAGGUCAUUGGGUUAAGUAAGAGAGGAAAUUAUGCCUCCUACAGUCCAGAGCUCCGUGCAGAAAUUGGAAGAUAUGCUGUAGAGCAUGGCAAUUUGGCGGCAGUACAGCAUUUUAAAGAAAAAUUAGGGUUUGAGAUACCAGAGAGUACAGUAAGAGGCCUAAAGGACAAAUAUUUAAUAAAAAGAGUGAGAGGAAAAAAGGAAGUUAUUUCAAUAGGCUUUGCACAGAGGGGAAGACCAAUGAGAUUAGGAAAAUAUGAUGAAAUUGUCCAAGACUGCAUCAGAGAGCUGGUCAAAGAUGGAGAAAAGGUAUCAUCAUUCCUUGCAAUUGCCACCGCCAAACAAGUGCUUAUGCAAUAUGAUCCCAACUUAUUAGAAGAGAAUGGAGGACCUGUCAAGUUGAAUCCUACAUGGGCUAAAAGUUUCCUGAAGCGCAUUGGACUGCACCAGCUAGCUUAAGAUAAAGCCCUUCUUAGUUUUGGCAAUAAGUGCAGUAGUUCUUACAACAGGAAAUGCAGAAAAAGAAGCAAAAGAAGUUCAUUUUCUAGUGGGAUAUCACAUCAUAGCCUUUUCUUCAGGAUGCAAACAUUUAGGAUUAUGAAAAAAAAAAAAACUGACAGAGACUACCUCUUGAUACUACCUCUUCUUUGAAGUGCACAAGAUUGGUUGUAAAAAUUAUAUGGUAAGCAUUUUUUUUGCAUUCCUUAUGUUUUAUUUGCACACAAUUUUAAGAAAUCUCAGGAGCUGCUAAUUAGAACCUGAUCUCAGUUUGGAAAAGCCACAGUAUGUGGACAUAUUACGGGUUAACAGAGAUCUGUUAUCAUGCCAUGUUAAAUUAUUUGAUCGUUUUAUAAUCUUCAUUUGGCUGCUAUUAGUGGAUCACAAACAGAAAGAAUAUAUUCAGGCAUUGUUUUAAAUGCAGUGGAUGAUAAAGAAAUGUAUAGCUUUUGUCAUAUCCUUCGGACCUUGGUCUUGCUGUGCACACUCAUCUUGAGAAGACUAUGUGACGAGGUACAGUAUGCCUUUCAAUAAUCUGUGGCAGUCGGUGUAAUCCGUUCUGUAUUUUGCAAGGUCAUGGUUAUUAUAUUUUUCAUAUAGGAAAUAGUAACAUAGUUACACAUUUUGGACAGUAAAUAGAAAAUUGUAUUUUAAUCAUAAGUUUUUAUGAUUGUAUUUUAAUCAUACUUUAUAUAACAUCACACCACAUCUUGGCAUGUGUAAUUUUACGUCAUAUAAUGAUUAUGGUUGCAAUGAGCAGCUGCUGCUCAAGUGAUAUGUUGGUUCAUAUGUAAAUUAAAGAUUAUACAAUAAUGUUAAAGAUACUGAAGAA